CUCUUUAGGAUAGUUAUGGGUUCGUUUGAACGACUAUUGGUCCAGCAGCUCCUUGAGGCUGUCUCCUUUAAUCCAGAUAACCCCAGUAGCUGUGAGGAUCUCGAGCUUGACGAGCUUGAAGGUCUGUACUGUAAUUUCUUCAGAAUAAGUGUCACGGGCUUCCUCGAGUUUGAACAUAUUUCGGCUAGAGUAUUCAUUUCCGAAUUGAAGGAAGAUGGUUCUAAUAAGUUGAUGUUCUCUGCGUAUGAGAACCAGUAUACCCUAGUAGAUAUCGCCAUCAAAACAAUCGAGCGGCCUAAUCAUUGGCUCUGAGAGACGGCUGGGAUUUCCUUGGCGGACAUGUGUAGGAAAGUGAGAGACAGCCUUAAGACAAAAUAUCUGCCGUCGAGGUAUGAUCCGAUAGUGGCUGCAGAGCUGGAUAUUCGCGUAACAAGACCCCAUAAACCGUUGUCCCAAACAUCUAUAUCAUCAGUAGAUGAAGCUUCAGUAGCUGAAGCGCCGCUUGACUCUAACACACUAGAUCCUAAUCACUUCGGUACCUAUAUUUUUGAGAAUUGGGCUGGCCACUGCAAAUCGUUUUGUGGUGAUGGGCGGUUCACACAGCGGAUUUACCAAUUCAUUCAAGGGGCACGAUCUACUCUUGAAGCCUGGAUUUUCGAGGUUAGAGCGGUUUGCCUCGCAGUCACUCGAUUGAUUUACCAAAGCGAAGAAGUUGCGUGCAUAGAUCCGCUUCUUUGUGUGGCAAGUUUCAACUUCCCGUUUUUCCAUCAUGAUGUUAGCCAUCGGCUAGCUCUUUCGCUGGACCUUGGUGACACCACAGCCCAAAACUUACGGGGGUGGACAGUGUUCCAUAUUGCCUGCAGAUUGUCCAAUAGCCUCACCGUCGAAGGUCUACUUCAGUUUGAGCGUGCCAACCAGCGGCCCUGUCGCUCUCUUCUAUUCGUGGAAGAUUACGGAGGUAGUAUUCCCCUGCAAUAUUCGUCUCGGAACAAAAUCGUCAAGAUACUAUUGGAGUAUGAGAUGCUUGAAUCACACCGACCAGCCGACCGCAGCUUGCGCAUUAGCGAACUCAUGGAACACAGAGACAAAUUUGGCCAUACUCCACUGGAAACCAUAAUAGAGAAGUGCAGCGAUGAGUAUAUCGAGCAAUUGCUUACAGAAUAUCGCUUGGGACCCAAUCAGUCACGAUAUGAAAUCGUACGGCACGCGACAUGUUACCAGAAAAGAAAAGCGAUUCGAUGUCUCCUUAGAGCAGAUACCGACGCUGAGAAGAGCUCUGAAGAGCUACCUUGCUCCCCGCCCCUGUACGUAGCCAUACAGCAGGGCGACUUAGAAAUGGUGGAUCUCUUCCUUCAUUGGAAGAGGGGGACGAAGGGUAUACCGAAGAGUAUAUUGGAUCAUGAAGGGACACCCGUUUCUAUAGCAGCAACUACCGGAAGUACAAGUGUUGUCCAAUAUCUUCUUGAUCACGGAGAGGAAAUAAACGGGAUUGGGGGUCCUUGUGGAACAGCUCUGGGAAUGGCAGUCUGUGAAAACAAUAUGCAAAUGGUAGAAUUUCUACUCGCAAGGGGGGCAGAUGUCAACGCCAGAGGGAGUGACCAUGAAGCGCCCCUAGGGGUAGCCGCGUACCGGGGGAACGGAAAAAUGGCAAGGUUCCUUUUGAUAAUGGUGCGCAUAUAGAACUAUUGAGUGAAGGAUACCAGAACGCGACUGAAGCGGCAUUGAAAAU
This is a messenger RNA of Hypoxylon trugodes, 1729 nucleotides long. RefSeq names its product ankyrin repeat-containing domain protein. Lineage: Eukaryota; Fungi; Ascomycota; Sordariomycetes; Xylariales; Hypoxylaceae. Gene Ontology annotation, molecular function: protein binding. The coding region runs from base 340 to 1680 and encodes 446 amino acids. The record is from RefSeq and is a predicted model, not a curated record. The transcript has a single exon.